AUGGGUGCUAUCGAUCCGGCCAUGUUGGGAAUCACAUCUGGAACUACACCUGCACUAACUACCACCACUCCACCUACUACAACUACAACUACCACAACUACAAGCACUACAACCACCACAACUCCUACCACAACUACAACUACCACAACUACGCCCCAACCAACUACAACUACAACUACUACAACUACGCCCCAACCAACUACUACCACAACAACUACCACCACACAAGCGCCAACAACCCCGCCACCUGAUGAUGAUUCUUGCAACGUCUGUCCGAUAAAUUGCGUACUUGAUUCUCGAUGCCCGUUGUUCAACCCGUCUAAACCAGUGCUUCUACCACAUAGCGAAUGCACCAAGUUCUACAAGUGUGAAACUGGUCGUGCGUGCGAAUUGGAAUGCCCAGCGGGGCUACACUUCAAUGCAGCGAAAAUGGUCUGCGAUUGGCCAUGGCACGCUUGCUGUGACCCGAAUGUUGAAUGCGUUAUACCUUGCAUUCCAGGAGUAACCUGUCCGCCGACGCUGGGAUAG
This is a messenger RNA of Sabethes cyaneus, 528 nucleotides long. RefSeq names its product integumentary mucin C.1-like. Gene Ontology annotation, cellular component: extracellular region. Bases 1 to 528 code for a protein of 175 amino acids. The record is from RefSeq and is a predicted model, not a curated record. The transcript is spliced from 3 exons. Lineage: Eukaryota; Metazoa; Arthropoda; Insecta; Diptera; Culicidae. Gene Ontology annotation, molecular function: chitin binding.